Telopea speciosissima is the source of this 1939-nucleotide messenger RNA. RefSeq lists its product as uncharacterized. Bases 460 to 1836 code for a protein of 458 amino acids. The record is from RefSeq and is a predicted model, not a curated record. Lineage: Eukaryota; Viridiplantae; Streptophyta; Magnoliopsida; Proteales; Proteaceae. The transcript is spliced from 4 exons.
CGCACUCAUGUCAGCUUAUAAUACCGGCCCACCUCUUCACCGUCUUCCGUCAAAACUAGGGUUUAUAUUUUCCCCAUCUUCCGGCACAUCCCCAGAAAUCGUCACCGGUCUUGAAGAAGGGACACUUUUGAGUGUAAGUACCAGUGACAAAAGUAGCCGUUCCGGAAGAUAGAAGCUGGAAAUUGGAUUUAAAAAGUGACACAUCUGGCUAUUAGACUGUAGGUGUAACUGUGUAACGACACUUGCUUGUGUUGGGGAAUAAUUGCUUCUUUACAGAUUUCUGGUGAACUUGGAAAUUGCUUAACUUGCACAGUUGGGUCCGUAAAACUUAUUGGUCCCUUGGACAACAGCACUUCUUAACUGCUGCUUCUAAAAAAAUUAGCUAAGACGGGUGCCCUUUGUUGUGUGGCCGCCGGGCCACAUGGAGCAAACUCAAAUGCAGGAAGAAGGGGCUCUUUCAUGGAUCCUGGUGAACCUCUUUGGCGGACAAACUCAAGCUUUUCUCCUCCUCCCUCAAGGAGCUGGGAUUCUAGAUUCCAGUCGGAUGGUUUACCUCUUGGGUCCCAUGGAGCUCCACGAUACGAUUCAUCAUUAUCCUCAAAUAAUAGAGAAAGCAGAAGCAGGGUGAGUAGUGACCAGUAUUCCAAUCAUCACCACUCUGUGUCUGAUGGUGUGCUUUCUUAUUUUGAAAGCCCGCCUGAAAAUUUCCAGGCCCCUCAGUGGACGCCACCAGUGCAGAAACUCAACUUUGGCGUGUCUUCUACCUCUUCUGUGGGAGGGUCAAGGACUGAACUUCCUCUGUUUCCUCACUCUGCUGAGAGGCGAUUUGGUGCUGAAGCAUCGGCAGCAUCCCACAGUUUGGGGUCCCCAUCCUCACUUUCUGAGUCCAGCCAAUUGGAAUCUACUAACAAACAACCUAUGUCCUUACCCUACCGCCAUUUCUCAAGUCGGCGUCCUUUUAUAUCAAAACCUGUUUACCCAUUAGUAUUUCACAAUCCAGUGUCAGGUAGUGAGGGCUUUUGUUCUGCCGAUACAAGCAGCAUUAGUAAGUUGGCACCUGGUGAAAGUAGGGUCUCACCAUCUCACUGGCCUGAUAACAGUCCAAGUCUUAAGUUCCACAAGAACAUCACUGAACUCCAGAAGAUGGACGCUUCACCAGAACCCAGCACGAAUUCCAGGAGAGAAGGUUUCAGGUUCAGUAAUGCGAGCAGUUUUGACAUGAGCUUCGAUGAAGAUGGCUUUGAUGUAUCAGAGCAUGUAAAUUUGGAGAAUGAAAGAUUGCGUCAACACUCUGCAGGCAAUCAUAAUUGUGAGUUGUGUGGAAGACUUCUGUGGCAGAAAUCCCCGUGGAGUUCCUACCGAAUUGUCAGAGGUUGUGACAUGCCAAUUGCUGGUGUACUGCAUUGCGCUCAUAUCUUCCAUGCGGAAUGCCUAGAGCAGACAACACCAAAGAGCCAGAUUCACGAUCCUCCUUGUCCUGUGUGCCUGAAGACUAUUGAUGCAGUGGAAGAGUCUCCAUCAGUUUCGGAGCCAAUGCAAAUGGCUUUAAGGUCAGUUUGGAGAAACCAAGGGGUUGUAAUUUCUGAUGCACCAGGAGAUAAAAAUGGCACCCAAUCCUUGGACCAUUUUGAGGGUGGUUUUAGGAGAAACCAGACUCAAUCGGUAUCGCGUCGAAGUGGUUCAUUGAUUAAGAACCAACUGAAGAAACACUUUAUGUUUAAAGGGAGUACAGGGAAAGAUUUCUUUGGUAUGAAGGGGUUCCAUAAAACCGGUUCAUCAUCUUCAAAUCAGGUUUCUGGGGGACGCUUCAGAUCCUUUCGAUCCUUGAGAAAGUAGUUGCUAUUAGGAAUUGGGAGUCCGUUGGUAGAAUUAAUUUUCUGUACAACAAUAUGCGUACUGGUUUUUGCCUUAUCACCUUUGUGCCCCCACGCAUUGGUCA